AUGAGACAUGAGCAGGUGUGUGUUGGGACGGGGCUGGACUCACUGAGGAAAACUCUCUCCAGGUUCAGAUGCCCUGACUCUGGGACCUUCCACUGCUCUUCCACCGGAUUGGUGUUUGUGGUGACGAAGGAGGCGGAGCUUCAGUACAGAAUCGUCCAAUGGGAUGAGGCGCUGUUGGAGUCGUCGGGCAGAACUCCUGCAGGACCUCUGUAUGACAUCGAGUGUCCAGAGCAAGCUGUGUGUGAACUGCACCUGCCGCACUGUGAACCAGAGCACGCAAAACUCUCUCAAAGCCAGUUGAAGGUGGUGCACUUCUCUGGCAGUGACACAGAAUUCAUCCAACCACUACAGAUCUCAAAGAGCCAUGUGGUCAUCAAAGUGUCCAAGCUGUCCCAAUAUGGACUCACAAAUCCCUUUAGGAAAAAAAAACACAUCAGUGGACAGGUCCUGCUCUUCCGCACACCAAAAGAAAAUUGGAAAGAUAUUAAACUGAACAUGUUUCUCCUGCCCAGAAACAUCCCUGUGGACACGGUGUCAUGCAGACAGACCUGCACCAAACACUACAUUAACGCUCCUGCCGCAUGUGAACUGGUCACAGACCAAUUCUACAGAGCACUCUGCUCCAAAACACAGAGGAUCCAGCCUGAGAGGGCGCUCUUCGAUAUGGACUAUGAACCCAACUACCACCCAUCCUUUGAGCUGCGCCUGCCGCUGGACAGUGAUUUAGUCUCCAUCUCAGUGAGAGAGGAGGGCACGAGAAAGAAGACAAAGCACACAGAGGUCUGGAGUCACGAGCUGGAUCUGACAGAUCCUCUUUGUGAGAUCCCCAUGACUUAUCACGGAGAGUUAGUCUUGGAAAAACUGGAGUUAGUUCGUCCCAAAUUUGUUCAAAAUGUGACUGGUCCUAUCCUUGAUCAGCUGCUGGACAAACUCCUUGAAGAAAAGUACCUGAACUAUGAGGAAAUGGAGACGAUUAAAGUGAAACCUCGAGCUGACAAGGCCCGAGAUGUGGUGGACUCGGUCAUAAAGAAGGGGUCCAGAGCGGCUGAAUAUUUGAUGAAAGAGUACUGCAAAAAGGAUCCUAAAUCAGAGCUCUGCAAAGAACUGCAGGAGUUUAUGAAAUCAAACUCUCAGGUGACAUCAGUGGCUGCUGGUGAAUAAAGGACGUGGGCACAAACGAUUUAACAUUAAAAUCUGAGAUAGUUCAGCUUUCUUAAUUUUCUGUCGGUUCUGCCCCCCUGGAAGAGGUUUGAUACUUUUACUGUAAGCUAUGGUGACCAAACGUCCGUUUUUCCCUGGACAUGUCCAUUUUUUGCGUCCUGUCCUCGCCGUCCGGGUGUUUUUUAAUAAAGUGAUGGAAAUGUCCAGGUUUUCUUUAUCUUUCAUUGGGCCUUUAAAUUGACCGGCACUGCACUAGGGCACUGUGCACACAUGUCUGAGCACCUUCAGUGUGGUAGCGCUAUGUAUAUUCAGAAAGAGCGAGCAAAAUGUGUGUGUAUAUUUGUUAAUUUUUACUGCUACAGAUCUGCUCUGUUGAAGUUUCGUUGUAUUUCAUACAAUGACAAUAAAUAAAUCUAUCUAUCUAAAUGCCGAAGUGCAGAUGCGCAUUUAACAAUGACUUGGAAAAGAAAUUCCCCGCCUUCCGUCCCGGUUGAGACAAGUAGGAGGCCCUGUGUACAGUAUGCAAAGCAGGCACAUAUGUCUCGGUGUCAAGUGGAGGUGCCAGGGAGCUCAAAGCUCACCAGGACACCGAAAAACAUAAAAAAGCUUUGCGAGGUGAGAGUAGCGUAAUGUCUAUGACGGAGUUCUUAAUGAGACCUGGUAAAUCUGAGGAUGUUGUGAAUGCAGCGGAGGGUGCGCUGUCAUUUCAUACUGUCAAACACCACCACAGUUACAGGUCCAUGGAUUGCUGUAGUAGAUUGCUAAAAGGGGCAUUCCCUGAUUCUGACACCGCCAAAAAGUAUGGUUGUGCCCGCACUAAGACCGAGGCUAUUGUGAAUGGUGUUUUGGCUCCCCACUCUGCUGAAGUCACAUAUGAAGAACUGAAGGAAAUCCAAUACUGUGGUAUUAGUACAGACGGGAGUCCCCACGGAGCAGUGAAAAUAUUCCCAAUCAUUAUCCAGUACUUUGAUUGGAAGAAGGGCGGUGUGCAAACAAAAUUAAUUGAGGUGAAAGACACACCUAAUGAAACAGCAAACACCACUGCAAAUUAUCUCACUGAAACAUUGGCAAAAAACUGUUUAUCUUCAAAAUUCAUCGCAUUUACUGGAGACAAUUGCAACACAAAUUUCGGUGGAAUGUGAUGUGAUGAAGGGGGAAACAAUGUGUUUGCAAAUUUGAAGAGGUUGCUUCAGAACAAAACUCUUAAUUGGGGUGGGUUGCCCAGCACACAUAUUGAACAAUUGUGUUUAUCAUGGGACCGACGCAAUUGAUGUUGACCUUGAGAACAUCAUGUUUUAAAUCUACCAGUACUUCCACAUUUACACGGUGCGCACUGAGUCCCUUAAAGAGUACUGUGAUUUUGUUGAGUACAGGAGGAUGCUUUCUCACAGCAGGCUCUUUCCAGGCACUGAGAGGAUGCUUCAGAUGUAUCCUGCUUUAAAGGCAUUCUUCAUGUCUCAGCAAAAGUCACCCAAGGCAAUCAAGAAGUUUUUUGACAACAAAUUCAGUGAGAUCUGCUUGUGGCACAUGCACUCACUCAUGUCUGUGUUCCACAACCACAUUCAACAAAUGGAAAAGGAGAACAAUUCCAUCAUGGAGGUGAAGAAAAUUUUGAACAGCAUCCACAACAUUCUUCUUGAGCAUAAGAGCAACAAUUUCAUGUCCCUUAAAGUUAAGGGACUACUGGCAGAAAAUCACAGAGAUGGACUUGGUGAGGGCUGUGACAAGUUCAGUGCUGAUGUGCUUGAAAUGUGCAUGUCUGGAGUAUCUGGAGAAGUGGAUGACUCCCAUGGAAGAGUUCUCAACAUUUAUGUGGAUGGAUAUGAGUGAGCCACCAGACUGGAAUGAUGUGGAGGCCUGCAUCAAGUACCUUAGAGAGAAGGGGGUGCAAAUUGAUGAUGUUAAGUGUUUUGACCAGGUUGCCAAUAUUAAGAAAUUCAUAAAAAACCGCAAUGGUGAUGAUGAGUUCAUGAGCCUGCAGGUGCACCAGAAGUGGACCAAAUACUUUGAGAAGGCCAAAAGCAUUGCAUGUUACUCAGAAUUGCUGAAAAUUGCACAGUUUGUCUUAGCACUUCCCUCUCACAGUGCAAAUGUUGAGAGAGUUUUCUCACUGAUGCAGAGCCAGUGGACAAAGGAGAAAAACCAGCUCUCUGUUGAGUCAUUGAAGGGCAUUCUUUUUGUGCAAUACAACUUCAGAGAUAUGUCUUGCAAACAGUUUCAUUCUUAUUUGUUAAGCAACAAAAAACUGCUGGGAAAGAUCAGCUCUACAGCAAAAUAUCAAUGGGCAAAUAAGGAGGAUGAGGAAGAAACAGGAUGAAGAAGAAGAUGAGGAUUAAGCAAACCAAAGAUAGGCUAUAGAUAUUUUUGUUACUUUUGCAGACGUAUUGUUGUUAAAGUUGUAUUGUUAACAUAGGUUAUUUAUCUAUUUAAUUUAUUUUUUUUUUUUAAACAAAUGAGACAUUAUUUCUUUCAAUAUUCCAUUCAUUACAGAAAUUCUGAGGCAUCAUUGAGUAAUAUAAUUUUGAGUAUAAUUUAUAAUUAUACUGUUACAAUAUUGUUAUAUUUUUUCAUUUGUUACAGAAAGUUUAAAGCACCUUUGAGUAAACUUUGAGUAUAAUUUAUUUCAUGUUUGUCAUUAUUGACAGGCCUGACCCCCACCCCCGCUGAAGUGUCCUGGUUUUCACAAACAGAAAUAUGGUCACCCUACGAAGAGGCAGAAGC
Boleophthalmus pectinirostris (great blue-spotted mudskipper) is the source of this 3882-nucleotide messenger RNA. RefSeq names its product NACHT, LRR and PYD domains-containing protein 1b allele 3. The coding region runs from base 1 to 1161 and encodes 386 amino acids. Lineage: Eukaryota; Metazoa; Chordata; Actinopteri; Gobiiformes; Gobiidae. The record is from RefSeq and is a predicted model, not a curated record. Gene Ontology annotation, biological process: regulation of apoptotic process. The transcript has 5 exons.